UUACCUCAUUGUUUUGUAGUAUUACGCGGUAAAAGACAAUUGCCAGAUUACACAAGGUGGCAGUCGAAUUUAGUGACGUCGAAGCAAGAGUUCAUCGUAAAAGUAGAUGACGAAGUCUUCAGUCCAACUUAUUCCACUCCGGUCGUCGGUAUUAAUAUACAGCCGGGGACCAAGGCAGGGGAACGGAUAAUAAUUGGUGGAGCCAUUGUACCGCCUGUGCCGACGUCAGGGGCGUCAGAUUUUGAUACGACACCCGUUGAAUACACCCGGUUUGUUCCCCCGACUACUGUCAGGACAACAGGAGACAAUGACAUCAUAUAUCCCCCAAUAAAAGAAACGACGUCGCGGGCACAACACAAGUAUGUUUUAAAAUAUAUUGGUAUCACGAUAAUUUUGUUGAUUACAGGACACGUACUGCCACCAUUUUCUUUGCAAAAGCAUUCUAACAGGGAUGAAAGUCCUCCAGCUGGUCCACAUUUCAUAACUAGAACUCCAGCUCUUGCUCAACAGUUCGCACCAAUCACUCCUGUUGCUUUCUAUCCAAGACUGACAUCACUGGCAUCACCGGUUACUUCAUCUAGUGUAAAUACCACAAUUACUUAUUAUUUUGCAACACACACAAUAAUAGCCCGAAACAUUCGAGGAACACUAUCGAAUCAGCAUUUAGACUCUCCGCCUUCGACGGAUAUUGAUCAUGUUACGCGAACAAGCUUGGAUGUGCAAGAUUUUAAUAUGUUACAGUCGGAAGAUGCAAGAGAAUUAAAAGCUUUUCUAUCACCUUUAACAAGGUAUGAAAUACAAACUGAUACAAAGGCGACUCCAACAAAUUCACCAGAAUUUGUUACCAAUUUUCCUACUUUAACUGAGGAAACAGAAAAUAUUCCCACGCGGCAGACGACGGAUCUCGAUAUGGACACUUAUCAUAUUACGUUGUAUAAAGAUGAUGAUAGUGACGUUGAUGACGGUAAAAAGAAAACAGAAGAUUUACCAGACGAUGACGCACAAAUAGAUAAACGAGGAAAUAAAGUUGUGGAUACGGAGUCAGAUGAAGAAAUUGACAGUCUUGAUAUUGAUUUGAAUUAUAGUAAUAGAAGAAAUGAGGUUACAAAGUCUACAACAGUCUGUCUGUCUACUGACAGUAUUUCUAGUGUCGCUCAGAUAUCGCCUAACAUCCCACUAAAAUCGAAAACAAUAAAGGCUGUAGAGGCCCAAAGGCAAUCCACAUGCAGUUUGCUAAAUUAUAGGCCAUUGAGAUUUAAUACGCCUCAAACACUUCCAGAGAUAGUACGGCAGUUAAAGCAAUGGGAAGCGAAAAGCCCCAUAGUAAAGUUGAUUGACAUAACUGCAAAUAAUUUAACCACCAUGGAUAAUCCGAUAUACAUGAUGAUAGUAGACGACCCAAGCAGCGGCCAGGUCGCAUCAGCCAAAGACAUCGUAAUGAUAGUUGCAGGUAUUCAAGGUCGGGACCAUCAUGCUGUGUCAGCAGCCAUGUACCUCCUGUAUCAGCUGAUUGAUCAUACUGACACUCAAAUUGACUUGCUCAAAAAAUUCAGACUUUGGGUCAUUCCUGUGUUCAACCCGGAUGGAUAUGACUACUCCAUGACUUUUACGCAACGUCGUGAAUGGAAGAAGAAUCUUCAACAAUCUUGGGAGAUGUGCGAUGGGCGCAGGUCGUGCAAGGCCUGCGAGUUUCAUGGUUUUCGAUGCAUCGUGCAGCCUUGUUAUGGCGUGAAUCUUGACCGCAACUUUGAAUACCAAUGGAUACCAGCGGAGGAGCUUCGCGCAGAGCACCCGUGCGGAGACCUGUACGCGGGGCCGCGACAACUCAGCGAGCGAGAGACACGUGCCCUCACCACCUUCCUUCACGAGCAGAAGAUGCUUAUAUCCAUGUUCAUUGCCUUCAAGGAGGGCGACGUACUGGGAGUCAUGUAUCCUUACUCGCACACGAGAAAGAAGCGUGCCUUCGAUGCUAAUUAUAGAAAGAGGGCGUCUCGGGCGGCUGCGGCUGCCUUCGGUAUCAGCGGCCGACCGUACGUCGCCGGACAAACUUCAGAAUUCCUACCGCUGUACGCUGGCGGGAUUGAAGACUGGAUCGACGGCCACUUAGGCAUUGACAAUACCUACACCAUCAUGAUGUUCCGAGCCACUGACUCCCACAACUCGAAACUAAUGUCGGAACACGUCGUUCACGAAGCGUAUGCAGCGAUGGACACUCUACUGUUGGAGAAUAAUAUGGGACCAAUGGAAAUAAAAGCGCUCCACCCGGCCUCCCCUAUCCAGUCAGGCGCCGAGAACAUUUUCCCAAACCUAUUCAUUCUUUCUGCUGCAAUACUCAUCUUUAACAGUUGAACCAAAGGUAGACUGAUGAAGACACGCCUCAAUUAAAGUUACAGAGGAGUUUAGUGCGUCAAAAAUAUAAGGGCCUGCAAGGUCACUCUAAGUGAAAGCUUCAUAUCCAUGUUUCAUUUAACUAGAACGUAAAAGGAUAAAUGUUUUCUCGGUAAGUAAACAUCCAAUUACCACAAAGAUAAACUUAUGAGGGUAUGUGCCCACAGUGCCCACAUGACGAACGAUUUAACCAAUGAUGCAUUUGUGCAGGCUUGAUUGGCAUUUCGGAAAUGACGAA
This is a messenger RNA of Cydia splendana, 2626 nucleotides long. RefSeq lists its product as uncharacterized. The transcript has 12 exons. Gene Ontology annotation, biological process: proteolysis. Gene Ontology annotation, molecular function: metallocarboxypeptidase activity; zinc ion binding. The record is from RefSeq and is a predicted model, not a curated record. Lineage: Eukaryota; Metazoa; Arthropoda; Insecta; Lepidoptera; Tortricidae. The annotation marks the transcript as partial.